Molecule: messenger RNA, 2657 nt
Organism: Phycodurus eques (leafy seadragon)
Lineage: Eukaryota; Metazoa; Chordata; Actinopteri; Syngnathiformes; Syngnathidae
Gene: spef1
Product: sperm flagellar 1
Exons: 7
Coding region: 77-820 (247 amino acids)
Biological process (GO): regulation of cytoskeleton organization
Cellular component (GO): axoneme
Molecular function (GO): microtubule binding
Source: RefSeq, a predicted model, not a curated record
ACAACCCAGCGAAUUCGUCGGGCGCUUGAAACGGUCCAAAGUUACUUCAUAAAGUGUACAGAAACGCAAACAGCGAAUGGAGCGAGAGUUAGACGAGGACGAGCUGCAGGAUUUGUACGCGUGGAUAGAUAAAAUUCGUCUUUCCAGACCGAAAAGACACAUCGCAAAUGACUUCAGCGACGGAGUGAUGGUGGCUGAGGUCGUCAAACAUUUCUUCCCAAAGAUUAUUGACCUACACAACUACACUCCUGCCAGCUCCACACAGCAGAAGCUCAGCAACUGGAACCUCCUCAACAGGAAGGUGUUUUCUAAGCUGAACUUCCACGUGCCUGAGAACUCAGUGAAGAAGAUUGUACUGCGAUCCGCGGGAGUGAUCGAGAGUGUGCUGAGCGGCCUCAGGGAGAAGAUAGACCAGAGGCUGGAUCACAAGACACGCAACAUAUCAGAUUUGGAAUACUAUGACACCAGGAACCCAGAGAAAACUCUCACAGAGCUUAGUCAGAGCGAGGCCAGAUAUCUGUCUCAGAUGGUUCGUGAGGAGGUGAAAAGGGAUGACAAGUUAAAAAUGGAGACAAGCAAACUACAACACACAGCUCAGUUUUACUCCAACUUGGACCCAGCUGUACGCCAACUUCUAAAGGAAAAAGAACACGCGGCCAUGGCUUUGCAGGAGACAGUGGAGAUCCUGCAGAUGAAGGUGAGCAAGUUGGAGCGCCUGGUUCAGUUAAAGGACAUGCGGAUAGAUGACCUAAGGAACAAUCUAGAGAUGUGUACCUGUCUGAAAGGGAAACCCACUGAUUCUAAACCCAGCAGCAUUUAAGCACUUAAAAGAAAUGCUCGGCUCUCAUGUUAAUUGCAAUACACACUUUCAAUUACUGGCUUAGCUUCAGUUAAUCCCUUCCAAAAAACAAAAAAAAAAAGAAGCAAGGUUCAAGUGCAUUUCACAGUGAAACCUGAUUGAACGCAGGACUGUUUCCUAUUGGAAAUAAUGGAAAUCUAAAUGCUCUCUUCCCCGCAACCAAGUGUAAAAAGACUGCCCAUAUACUGUAGCAGCCAGCCACUCAGCGGUUAGCAGUUGACUUCACUCUGGACUUCACUCUCUCUUCAUCUUUACAAUCUUCCCUUUUUGAGGCUGGUUGAUCAUUUUGAAGUAAAUGUUAAAAAAAGAUGUAAAAUAAAGAAAACACAGUUGAUUUGAUAUUUGAUAUGAUGCCAGCUAACCUAAGCUUUGGGGAUGUACAUUGAGGACUUGCCAGAAUCUUGAGCAAUAUGCUGACAAAUUUUUUGUGUCUGAGUUUUGAAUGAUAAGGUUCUACUUUAUAUUUUAUGACCGUAGUACACUUAAAAAUAAAGUCUUAUCAGAAAACACUAGAAUUUUAGUAUUGUACUGUAAUGAUGUUUUUAAACUGUUAGAAAAACAAAUAUGCCAUAGAAUUGUCUCUUAAAAUUCUGGAGGAUUUUGAAGGAUUUAGUACAAAAAGAAAAUUGAUACAUUUUUAAUUAAUGUAAGAAAAAAUAUAUGCACAAUCUCCUUAAAAUUAAUGAGAAAAUGUGAUUUUUAUCUGAGAACACUUGCAAUUUAGUAGGAUAAAUUCCAAAAAUGUAAUGUAACGAGGAGAAAACAAACAAUUUUUUCAUUAAUGUUUGAAAAAUGAUAUGAUAUCGCACAAAUAUACUUUCUGAUUUAAAAUUACAGUUUAGUAUGAUUACCAACAAAAUUCUCCUGAGAACACUCUUUCACUAAUUCUUCGGGCUAAAUUUGCGUAGCUUUUAGUUUGUAAUUAAGUAUAAACAUAGGUAUACCACAACUGCCCAUCUAUCCAUUUUCUGUACAGCUUAUCCUCACCAGGGUCACGGGCGUGCUGGAGCCUAUCCCAGCAAUCUUCGGGCAAGAGGCGGGGUACACCCUGAACUGGUCGCCAGCCACUCGUAGGGUACAUAUAAACAAACAACCAUUCAAGGGCAAUUUAGAGUCUAUCAAUCUACCACGCAUGUUUUUGGGAUGUGGGAGGAAACCGGAGUACCCUGAGAAUACCCAUGCAGGCACGGAGAGAACAUGCAAACCCCACACAGGCGGGGCCGGGAUUUGAACCCCGGUCCUCAGAACUGUGAGGGAGAUGUGCUAACCUGUCAUCCACCAUGCCGCUAAUAUAUAUAACACAACUAUGUAAAGUUAAUAGACUUACGGUUAGAAUAAAAUGCUGUAUACUACAAGUGAUCCUUCGUUUUAGUCAUAUUCAGUACUUCGUAGUAUAUUAUAGGUAAGGCCUGAUAAAAAUACUAUAAAAUAACAACAAAUCUAGUCCAAACUAGUAUAUUCCUAGAGAAUUUGUGUCAAAUACGUGCCUUAUUGGUUCAUCAAAUUGUGAAAAGUAUUUAUUUCGAGUUAGAAAUAAUGAAUAAUAACCACCUUUUCUUUGUAAGGGAAUGCUUUGCAAUACACCAGCAACUUCACUUAUUGUAAGUUUAUCUGAGUGUCAAUGUCAAGUGAGGGAGAUUUACUGUAUAUUUGCCUUUAUUGUGAUGUCCUAAUACUUGAUAGAGAGUAUUGAAUUGAUGCAUUAUUUUCUUUCAUAACAAGGUUCUGUUCCGUGUAACAUGUUUGUUUUUUUCCCUUCAAACCUAUCUGUAAUCCUUUGUACAGCUUGUGACGUCUG